AUGGGGAGGCCACCGUGCUGCGACAAGGUGGGCGUGAAGAAGGGGCCAUGGACGCCGGAGGAGGACAUCAUCCUGGUGUCCUACAUCCAGGAGCACGGCCCCGGGAACUGGAGGUCGGUGCCCAUCAACACCGGCCUCAUGCGCUGCAGCAAGAGCUGCCGCCUCCGCUGGACCAACUACCUCCGUCCCGGCAUCCGCCGCGGAAACUUCACCACGCACGAGGAAGGCAUCAUCGUCCACCUCCAGUCCCUCCUCGGCAACAGAUGGGCGGCGAUCGCGUCUUACCUGCCGCAGAGGACAGACAACGACAUCAAGAACUACUGGAACACGCACCUCAAGAAGAAGCUCAAGAAGCAGCAAGCCAUCGGCGCCAUCUUCGCUCCGCCGCCACCAUCCUCCAGCUCUGCCGAGCCAGCUGCCAACCUCGCCGCCACCGGACACCUCGACCAACACCACCUAUACCACCACCACGACCCGAUGGCCGCUUUCAGCUCCAACGACCGCUACAACGGGGGCGCCCGAGCGGGGUACAGCAUUCCGGAGGUCACCCAAACUACGAUCACCAUGCGUCCCUCGCCGUUCGCUGACGUUGCCACCGACUGCUCCUCCUCCUCCUACGCCUCCAGCAUGGACAACAUAUCCAGGCUCCUCGGCGGCUUCAUGAAGAGCUCCCCGCCCGCCGACGUCAAACCCAACAUCGCCAUGGCCAGCGACCCUUUCCUGUCCUUUGAGCGCAUGUCUGGCACCGGCGCCGACCUGGCGUUCGUCUCCGGCAUUCCGCACCAGCAGCCGCCCCAGCCGGCGUUAAUGGGAGGCGCCAGCUAUCACGACGAGACCACCGGACAGGAGCUGCUGCAGCAUCAGGCACCACUGUGUUCGAUCGAGAAGUGGCUACUCGACGAGGCCGCCGAGCAGGUUGCCGAUCUGAUGGACCUUUCCGAUGGCUGCUCCUCCUUGCCAAUGUUGUAUUAG
Molecule: messenger RNA, 972 nt
Organism: Lolium rigidum
Lineage: Eukaryota; Viridiplantae; Streptophyta; Magnoliopsida; Poales; Poaceae
Product: transcription factor MYB60-like
Exons: 2
Coding region: 1-972 (323 amino acids)
Biological process (GO): response to auxin
Source: RefSeq, a predicted model, not a curated record